Messenger RNA from Phytophthora sojae, 557 nucleotides. RefSeq lists its product as hypothetical. Lineage: Eukaryota; Oomycota; Peronosporomycetes; Peronosporales; Peronosporaceae. Gene Ontology annotation, biological process: protein ubiquitination; ubiquitin-dependent protein catabolic process. Gene Ontology annotation, molecular function: ubiquitin protein ligase activity; zinc ion binding; cullin family protein binding. Gene Ontology annotation, cellular component: nucleus; cullin-RING ubiquitin ligase complex. The coding region runs from base 16 to 357 and encodes 113 amino acids. The record is from RefSeq and is a predicted model, not a curated record. The transcript is spliced from 3 exons.
GUGAACGCAGUCGCGAUGGACGAGGAGAUGAAGAGCGAGGAGGUGAAGGCGGAGGUGGCGCCCGCUGCUGCCGCCGCCAGCGAGGAGAAGCGCUUCGAGAUCAAGAAGUGGAACGCCGUGGCUCUGUGGUCCUGGGACAUCGUGGUGGACAACUGCGCCAUCUGCCGCAACCACAUCAUGGACCUGUGCAUCGAGUGCCAGGCCAACCAGGCGUCGGCCACCAGCGAGGAGUGCACAGUGGCCUGGGGCGUCUGCAACCACGCCUUCCACUUCCACUGCAUCUCGCGGUGGCUCAAGACCCGCCAGGUGUGCCCGCUGGACAACCGCGAGUGGGAGUUCCAGAAGUACGGCAGAUAAACAGAGACGAGGGAGCUUCGAGAGAUGCAAGGUGGCGGCAGCGUGUCUACUGUCCGUGAAGGCGACUGUAGAGUUGCUGCAGUGUAUUCGAGACGCGCUCGAGAGAGAAGACAAAUGCCCAAGACACUUUAUUUUUGAGGCGUGGUUUAGCUACUAUUACUUCAGUAAGUUUUCUCUCCUUAACUUCUUUUACUAACGUU